AAGCCCAGUUCCUUUUUAGUGCAUCAAAUCCGGCCCAGAUUCUCCGAGCCUGUCCAAGCCUAAACAAACCCAGUCAGCUCGUCUGCCUGCCUGGUCACCGCCCUGCUUCGACCCGACCACGGCACCACGCCGGCAAGCAGCAAUGGACGCCCUCACCCGCCUCCACCGCUCCCUAGUCGGUGGCGACGACGAGCAGCAGCCGGAUGACUCAAUCCUGGCUGACACCGAGGGCCUCUGCUCUCUCUCCCCUCUCCAGCGGAUCUACGCCUUCGCGGCAUGCUUGGUGGCCGGACUCGCCCUGAUGAUCUUGUCACUUCUUGUCUUCGCCAGACCUAUCAAAUUUGCAGUCAUGUUUACAUUUGGAAACAUAAUGGCAGUUGGGAGCACAGCCUUUGUAAUGGGGCCACAACGACAGCUAAGGAUGAUGUUUGAUCCAGUUCGUGUGUAUGCAACAGCUAUUUAUGCUGGAUGUGUUGCUUUGGCUCUAAUCUUUGCUCUUUUGAUUCAUAACAAGCUGCUGACGUUGAUUGUAAUCAUAUGUGAGAUCUGUGCCCUGUUUUGGUAUAGUUUGAGCUACAUUCCUUUCGCUCGAAGAAUGGUUUCUGACCUGAUGGUGAAAGUCUGUGACACUGAGAUUUGAACUGAAGCGGGCUACUUGACACUCUUCAGCGCCUGCAAUCAGGGAAGCCUGUGGGUGCUUGCUCCUUUACCCAUUUUGUCAGGGACGAGACUUGUUUGAUAAACAAAGCGAGCUAUGUAUUUUUUACAAACGUAUGACAUGCAUUCGUUUGUAAAACUCUCACUGCGUUUGUGAAAUCAGAUUCCCAGCCCUGUGCUGCUGAAAGAAACACACUGACUGUGGUUAUAUAUGACAUGCAUUUCUGA
Molecule: messenger RNA, 885 nt
Organism: Phragmites australis (common reed)
Lineage: Eukaryota; Viridiplantae; Streptophyta; Magnoliopsida; Poales; Poaceae
Exons: 6
Coding region: 143-640 (165 amino acids)
Biological process (GO): vesicle-mediated transport
Cellular component (GO): membrane
Source: RefSeq, a predicted model, not a curated record